Molecule: messenger RNA, 546 nt
Organism: Cooperia oncophora
Lineage: Eukaryota; Metazoa; Nematoda; Chromadorea; Rhabditida; Trichostrongylidae
Source: the annotation of a GenBank genome assembly
AUGCUAUCACAGAUUCUUCUGAUCUCGGCCAUUAUCAGCACUGUUCACGUGCAGAAUGUCGAAUGCACCCAUGAAGUGCUCAAAGCUCGUGCUUACAUUUUCGAAGCUGUAAAAGGAGGCAAUCCUGCUAAAACGAUCGGGAUCAUAGAUCUCACCCAGACCGGCACUCUGGUCAAGAUGAACGGUACCGUAUCUGGCCUGAAGCCAGGCCUUCACGGAUUUCAUGUUCAUGAAAAAGGCGAUUUGGGAGAUGGUUGUGUGGCGGCCGGCCCACACUUCAACCCAUAUAAAAUGAUGCACGGAGCUCCCGAUGACUCGAAUCGACAUGUCGGCGAUCUUGGCAAUAUUGAGACCCCGAGGACAGGCGAUACACCGAUACUGAUCUCGGAUUCGGUGAUCUCACUUACCGGUCGGAAUAGUGUGAUCGGUAGAGCCAUCGUUAUUCAUGCAGAUGUGGACGACCUUGGACGUGGAACUUCCGAACUCAGCAAAACUACGGGAAACGCUGGAUCUCGUGUCGCCUGCGGAGUCAUCGGUAUCCUCUAG